AUGCCAAACUCAUACCUAUCUAUAGACUCUAUUUUAAACCACAACACGGACGAAAAUGCCAAAGCUCAGUACGGGCAGAGUCGCAAUGUCCAUUUUGACUCGGCUACACCGCCAGUCACUGAGGACGCCCGGGCAUGGAAGCAACCGCCGCCUUCACCGCAACAGCAACACCAACACCAACACCAGCAGCAGCAACAGCAACAAUACCAACACCAACACCAGCAGCAGCAACAGCAACAAUACCAACAGCAACACCAGCAUCAAUACCAGCAGCAGCAAACCCAGAACCAGAACCAGAACCAGAACCAGAACCACUACCACUACCACUACCACUACCAAUAUUGCCGCCAGCAGAAUCAUCAACAGCACAUACCUAGAGAAAUGGAUGCUGGCACAAACGUACCGCCUUUUCUGGAAUCCUGGGAUGACAUAAUUCCUGAGGAAGUGAUGCGUCGGUUCUACUCAGACCAGUUCCCAGCAGAGAUACGCGAGAUAGUUAUCUACUAUUUUGACUACUACUACAGUAUCUGUCCGAUAUUUCACCCAGCAUCGUUUAUGUGCCGCCUGGUCAACGGCAACAUUGACCCUUUUAUCAUAGAGGUGAUGAGGGCUCGCGCAGCCAGGGUGAUAUCCAAACACACUGGAAGGGUUAUUGACCUUGAGUCGACCAUCGAAACGAUCAACAGCCGGCUUUUGCUUGACAUGGAGAACCCGACUUUUGACAGCGUGCGGGCAACAGUGCUGAUGACAACCUUGUCCGGCGGCGAGGCCCGCUUUAUGUCAUACAACAUGCUGGCAGCACUGGCCAGCAGCUCGGUUGCCAAAAUGGGAUGGCACCGGCUGGACAUGGACGCAGGUACACAAAAAACCCAUUCGUGGCGCGAAUGGGCCCAGUUAGAGACGCAGCGGCGGUCAUUCUGGCUGACAUACCUCUUGGAUACGUACCAGGCCGUGCUGAAUGAUCGGCCGGUGAGCAUCAACGAUGCCCGCAUAUACACGGCGCUGCCGGGGUCCGACUGCACAUGGGACGACAUAACAAUUUCGCAGCUGCUCAAUUGGCCAACAAGGCACAAGAAGAACAUUGACAAACAAACGGUUAUAGCCACAGGCUCGCUGUCAUACGCGCUGGUCGACAUGUCAAUUCUCGCGACGCUGUACCGGCGGAUGAGCGAGUUGAUGUGGAGUAUCAAGCGCGGUGCGCAGUUUAAUCCUGCGACGUCGCCGGCCAGAGUUGAUAUUGUCGGGUUUCGACGCGGGGGCGGACCGGCAGUGACCAUUAAAGAGAGCCUGUUUGAGUGUCCUGAGUUUGUCUCUCUGCAUACGGCCCUUUCAAAGUGGAAGAACGGGCUGAUCGUGGCAGAUGAAAUGAAGGGUCUUGGCAAGCCCCUUGAGCACCUUUCUCAGUUUGGCAACCUGGAGCACAGGCGGUAUAUGAUCCGCAUCCGGUACUUUUGCCUGUACGCAUACUACGUCCCCACUAUUCUGAUUCUGCACUUGAUGAACCGGCCUUCUUACUUCCACAGUCCCCAGCAGCAGCAGGAGAACGCACCUGCUGCUGCUGGUGUUUCUGCCCGGUUUAAUGUUGACUCAUUUUUGGGUCCUGACUUCGUCGACAAUACGUCUUUGAUCCGCGCAAUGAUGUCCACAUCGUUUUCCUCAACGAUGAACGACAGUCUUUUGGCGUACGACGUAGUACCCGAGUCAUGGGAGAUUUGCCUGGAUGCAAUCGACGACAUGUGUUGUUUCCUUGACCGCAACGAUGACAUUCCAACAGAGAGGUACGACCAUGUGCUGAUGUUCAGUAUAUUUUCAGCGAUCACAGUGCUUGUCCGGCACAUUUGCAAGAGCCAGGAUAGUAGCAGCAGGGGAGGCGCUUCGGGAGUAAACAUUGCAAAGUUUGGAAUGCCUUGGAGCGUGCGGACAUUGCGCAGUCUCUGGGAAAGACUGAAGAGCCUCGGGUUUGUCAGUGGGGCUGGCGGCAUGGAGGUUUUGCUGCGCAAGAUGCAUGUCGAGGAAGUGGCCAACGCUGCCGAGCUGUUUGCCAGUAUGUGCUUGUAAGAACCCAUUGUUCUUCAAAUUAAUGGAUAUUUAAAUUUAUUAAAAAUAAGAAAUGUUUGUGUUA
Molecule: messenger RNA, 2122 nt
Organism: Kickxella alabastrina
Lineage: Eukaryota; Fungi; Kickxellomycota; Kickxellomycetes; Kickxellales; Kickxellaceae
Exons: 1
Coding region: 1-2058 (685 amino acids)
Biological process (GO): DNA-templated transcription
Cellular component (GO): nucleus
Molecular function (GO): DNA binding; zinc ion binding
Source: RefSeq, a predicted model, not a curated record